Molecule: messenger RNA, 6142 nt
Organism: Helicoverpa armigera (cotton bollworm)
Lineage: Eukaryota; Metazoa; Arthropoda; Insecta; Lepidoptera; Noctuidae
Gene: LanB2
Product: Laminin B2
Exons: 29
Coding region: 57-4949 (1630 amino acids)
Biological process (GO): tissue development; substrate adhesion-dependent cell spreading; animal organ morphogenesis
Cellular component (GO): basement membrane
Source: RefSeq, a predicted model, not a curated record
GCGCGCGUCACUCAGUGCUUGGUCGAAGCGCGCGGGCUGACGACGCCUCGCGCAAAAUGGCGGCCUCACAACUUAUCACAUUUAUAUGUAUAAUACUCACUGUAUCAGCCCAGGAUUACUACCACACGCCCAGGAUUGGCUCCAAACAGCUAGCUUCGUGUUACAACAGUGAAGGAGUCGCUCAAAGAUGUAUCCCGGAGUUCGAGAAUGCCGCCUUCAUGGUGCAAAUGGAAGCGACCAACACUUGCGGAGACAACGGCGUCAAGGUGUUCUGUAUCCAGACGUCAGCUGGCACUUCUACUAGGUCGUGUGACAGCUGUCAACCUGGCCAGUUCUCCAGCUACUACCUGACGGAUCUGCAUUAUGAACAGGACAACCAGACGUGGUGGCAGUCUGAGACCAUGAAGGAGGGCAUCCAGUACCCUAACCAGGUCAACUUGACGCUGCACUUGGGUAAGGCAUACGAUAUUACGUAUGUGAGGAUCGUGUUUUACUCGCCCAGGCCGCAGAGUUUUGCCGUCUAUAAGAAGACCAGUGAAGAGAGGGUGUGGGAGCCUUUCCAAUACUUCAGUGCCUCCUGCCGCGACACUUACGGCGUUCAAGAGCAGAGAGCAGCGGAGUUAGGCGCAGAAACCCGUGCCCUCUGCACCAGCGAGUACUCUGACAUCUCACCUCUGUCGGGAGGAAACGUACUCUUCUCCACGCUGGAGGGCAGACCCUCGGCUUAUACUUUCGAUAACAGCCCUGAGUUACAGGAAUGGGUAACAGCUACUGACCUGCGAAUUUCCCUGGACCGUCUAAACACCUUCGGAGACGAGAUCUUCGGUGACGUACAAGUGCUGCAGUCCUAUUGGUACGCUAUUGCUGACGUGGCAGUAGGAGCGAGGUGCAAGUGUAACGGUCAUGCCUCCGUCUGCGAGACUCAGGAACUGCCUGAUGGUACCAGGGCUAGGGCUUGCAGAUGUGAGCAUUUCACUGCCGGUCGUGAAUGCGAGCGAUGCUUGGACUUCUACAACGACGCGCCGUGGGGCAGAGCCUCACCUACCAACGUGCAUGAGUGCAAAGCGUGCAACUGCAACGGUUUCUCCAACAAGUGCGAGUUCGACAAGGAUCUCUAUGAGCGCACUGGUCAUGGAGGAAGGUGCAUUGACUGCGCUGAGAACAGGGAUGGAGCCAACUGUGAGAGGUGCAAGGAAAACUUCUUCCAAGGUUCUGGGGAGAUCUGCUUACCUUGCAACUGUAAUCCUACUGGAUCUCGCAGCCUUCAAUGCAACGCUGAAGGCAAGUGCCAAUGCAAGCCAGGAGUGACCGGCGACAAAUGUGACGUCUGCGCCCCCAACCACUACGAAUUCACCAGCCAGGGCUGCAAACCUUGUGGUUGUAACGAGUCAGGAUCCUAUGGGAACACUCCUCAAUGUGACCCUCAGACUGGGGUCUGUCUUUGCAAGCAGAAUGUUGAAGGAAGACGGUGUAGAGAGUGCAAACCAGGUUUCUUCAAUCUGGACAUAGUGAACGAGUUCGGGUGCACACCCUGCUUCUGUUUCGGCCACUCCUCGCAAUGCAGCUCAGCGCCCAAGUACCAGGCUCAUGAGACCAGCGCUCACUUCAUCAGAGACUCGGAGAAAUGGGCCGCUGAAGAUGACCAGGAAAGAACUGCUAAACUGCAGUUUAAUGCUAACACACAGAAUAUUGCCGUCGCCUCUCAAGGAGUUGAAACUCUAUACUUCGUCGCCUCAAGCCAGUUCCUCGGAGACCAGAGGCCUUCCUACAACCAUGACUUGAAAUUCUCUCUUCGUCUUGGCGAAGUGAGAGGCUACCCGUCUGCCCAGGACAUCAUACUCGAAGGGCCAAGAGCUUCUGUGUCCAUCAAUAUCUAUGCUCAGAAUAAUCCUGAGCCUACUAACCAGGCUCAAGAAUACACCUUCCGUCUCCACGAAGACCCUCGUUACGGCUGGUCCCCAACUCUAUCCAACUUUGAAUUCAUAUCUCUGCUCCAAAACUUGACAGCUAUCAAAAUUAGAGGAACUUACAACAAGCCUGGUGAAGGGUACCUGAUGAACUUCAAGUUGGACACUGCUAAGGUUGGAAGGGAGAAAGGUUCUGCUGCAGCUAAUUGGGUGGAGAAAUGCUCCUGUCCGAAGGCGUAUGUAGGAGAUUACUGUGAAGAGUGCGCUCCAGGAUAUAAGCAUGAGCCAGCGAAUGGAGGACCUUAUUCGACUUGUAUUCCUUGUGACUGUAAUGGGCAUGCACAUAUUUGUGACACUGCUACUGGUUUCUGUAUUUGCAAACACAACACGACUGGCAGCAACUGCGAGCUCUGCGCUAAGGGUUUCUAUGGCAACGCGAUCGCUGGCACGCCAGAUGACUGCAAGCCCUGCCCGUGCCCUAAGGACAGUGGCUGCAUACAACUCAUGGAUGGAAGCAUAGUUUGUACUGACUGCCCUGAGGGUUAUGCUGGACCAAAAUGCGAGGUAUGUGCCGACGGCUACUUCGGGGACCCAACUGGUCAGUUCGGACCUCCCAAACAGUGCGAACUGUGUCAAUGUAAUGGCAAUGUAGAUCCGAAUGCUGUUGGCAACUGCAACAGAACCACCGGGGAGUGUCUCAAGUGCAUCUAUAACACUGCUGGCGAACAUUGUGAUAAGUGUUUGAGUGGUUUCUUCGGCGAUGCUCUCGAUCCUAAGCAGAAGGGUGACUGCAAGCCGUGCCAGUGUCAUGAAGCGGGAACUGUUGAGAGCGCUGAAGGGCCUCCCCAGUGUGACGGCUACACUGGAUUCUGUACUUGUCACCCACAUGUGAUCGGCAAGAACUGUGAUAAGUGCGAGGAUGGAUACUUCAACAUCAACUCAGGCGAGGGUUGUGAACCCUGCGAGUGCAACCUGGAGGGAUCUUACAACAAUACCUGCGACCCCUUCAACGGACAGUGCUACUGCAAACCUGGUAUCGAUGGGAAACACUGCGACCGCUGCCGCGCGUACCACUACGGGUUCUCGGCUGAGGGCUGCAGGGACUGCGACUGUGACGAGUGGGGCUCCACCAACUACCAGUGUGACAUGUCAGGACAGUGCUCCUGCCAGGAGAACGUUGAAGGACGCCGCUGUGACAGAUGUAUGGAGAACAAGAAGCGUCGUGCGGAUGGCCAGGGCUGUGAGGACUGUCCUCCUUGCUACAACCUCGUGCUGGAUGCUGUCAAUCAACACAGGAGGGAGCUGAAGGAACUUGAUGACAUUCUAGCAAAGAUCUCCAAAUCCCCCACCGUGGUGGAAAACGCGGACUUCGACAAUGAGCUGCAAACAGUACGCAGCGAGAUCGAGCGCUUGUCUCAGGAGGCUCAAGCUGAGCUCGGCAACGGGCCGGGAGACAGCCUCACUGAUAACCUUGCAGAACUCGCUGAUAGGCUGGCUGAUGUCAGAAACAUGCUGUUCAAGAUUGAAGACGAAAGUUACGAUGGCAACGAGGCUGUCGAAAAGAGUAAGGGCAACGUCUCCAAAGCUGAGGACACCAUCGAAGCUGCACAGAAGGAAAUCAACAGUGCAUUGGAAUAUAUGGACGGCGAAGGUGCAGCCGCUUUAUCGAAAGCUCGCAACAGAUCCGACCAGUUUGGCAAACAAUCCGUCGAUAUGUCAGCUUUGGCCAAGGAGUCCAGACUCUUGGCAGAAAAACUGGAAAACGAAGCGAAGAACAUUCGAGACAUAGCUGAUAAGGCGUUCAAUACUUCGAUCACAGCCAACAUUAUUGCUAAAGAUGGUAUUACUAAGCAGGCUAAUAUUAGCAACGAAGUACAAAUUCUGACAAACGAGCUGAACGCUGCAUCAGGCAAACUGAACAGCAUGACCGAGUUAGCCGACCAGGCGCUCAAGAGAGCUAAGGAGGUUUACGAGGAAGCUCUCGGCCUGUAUGCUGAGGUCAACACCACGUUGCUACCAGAUAUAAAGCUCAACAAACUCAAGGAUACCGCUAGGGAGAUGAAUAAGACGAUCGACGAGAAAUCAGCGGAACUAGAACGCCUGGUAGCCGACAACGAAGACACGUUACAACAGCUAGAAGACGCCAUCAAACAGGGCCGUGGUCUCCUGGACCAGGGUCACGACAGACAGGACGAGUUGAAUGACCUGCUUGCCAAGUUGGAUGAACUCCAGGGUCAAGCCAGAAACGAUGUGGACUUGACUAACCAGACGCUGAAGGAUGCUAAUGAGAUUUAUAAGACUUUGAAAGAAUUCAGCGAUCAAGUAACAGAGUCCCGCCAGCUAGCCGAGAUGGCGGCCCUCGACGUGCCUUCUGUUCAACAGAAGAUAGCGGCCGCAGAAGACAGCAUCAAUAGCAUCACUGAACAGCUGUACACUGCUAGUGACAAGGCGAAAGAAGCCAGGGACUUGGCUCAGCAAGCCCAGAAGGAAUAUGCUGAUAAAGCUUCUGAGGCUGCGUUUGAAGUGAGAAAGAAGUCGUCCACAUCGAGAGCCGAAGCUUCUAAGCUCAGAUUCGAAGCUGAGAAACUAUCCACUCGCGUACAAGAAACGGCAACUCAGAUAUCGAACUUGGAGAAGGAAGCUGCCGAAAACAUGCAACUCACUAGAGACGCUAAAAUGAAGGUUGGUCAAGCGAACACCGACGCACGUGAGGCUGAGAAGCAGGUGUCCAAGGGCUUGGAAGACUUGAAGAUCAUCAUGGAAGAACUUCAGAACCUGCCUACCCUUGACGAUCAAGCUCUUGAGCGAUUACAUGAGAGCUUGAACCAGGCUGAGAGCGAUCUUAUAGCGGUUGACCUGGACGGCAAGAUCAAGAGCCUGACUGAAGCCAAGAACAACCACCAGAGGUGGAAGAAACAAUACGAAGAUGAACACAACCAUCUCAAGUUAGAAGUCGAUAACAUCAAGGAAAUUCUUGACCAACUGCCGGAAGGUUGCUUCAAAAGAAUCGUACUAGAACCCACUGAGGUAUUAGGAAGUUAAAAUUAGAACAAAUUGGCUCCUUAACUAAAGAGGUAAGGUUGCCUUUCAAAAUAAAUGUUACAAAAAAAAAACAAUGGAACACGUUUAAAAAAAACAAAAUGGAAGGAUUGAAGACGCCAAUAUGUCGUAUGUUAAAAUGACGAAAGUCUGAAAAUAUAUUUUGUAUUUCCUAUUCAAGAUAAAUAUAGGCUUGAAUUUAUUUGCAGCCUGAAUUCGCUGAAUUUAAACUUUAAGAAUGUCUGGAGUGUAAGAAAUAUAAUUAAGAAGCCUGUGUAAAAUCGUUUAUAAAAGUCCUUAAAGUGCCUUAAAUAGUUAGUUUUAGAUGACCACUAUAAUACCUAACUAAUAAGUUUUCCUAAGGACUACUUUCCACCGUUUCAAUUUUAUACCUUUUUUACUGCAAGACUUAAAAACCUUACCUUUACCUUAAGAAUUCUACUGUUCUGCUUUGAAUAUCUCGAAUUAGUCAAUAGCAUUCUAUUCUCAUGAAAAACCCGUUUUUCUAGUUUUUUCAGACAUUUCAAAUCCAGUUAAGAUUAAAAAUGAUCUGUAAGAUAUAAACAAAACAGUGUUGUACUGACUAUUUUUUUCCUAUGUCUAUGAAUCAAAAUAUGUUUUUUCUUCCAUUGUACUUACAGACUGCAUUUACUAUCUGCAUUUUUGUACUUAGAAUUAUUUAAAUAGCAAAAAUCGAGGCUUUUCUACAUUAAACUAUGUGCCAUAAUUUUAUUGGUACCAUUGUAAAUAUAACAUUAACAUAAGUACUGUUCGUAAGUGCCUUAAGACUACCCGCAUACUGCAAACUUUUAGUCGGCCGAUAGUUUGUUUGUGCUCAUAAAUCAGUAUGAAGAUGAAUGGUAGUAUGCACAUUAUAAAGAUCAAGUAUCAGACCGACCGAAAAUUGAGCGGAAUUAAGAUUUUCUUUAAAAAAAAAUGCCUACCAGUGGGCCAACUGUUGACCGACUUUUUAGCCUGCAGUGUGCAGGUACUCCAAGUCUUAUAUAAUUCGGUUUUUUAUAUAAAAAAUAUUCCUUUUUAAAGUUCGCCAAAGAAUUGACGAUAUGUGUGUUAUUUAGAUAUGUUUACUAUAAUUUUUAUACGUCUCUUUACUGAAGGAUAAUUUUGUGAGUAAUAUAAUUUGUAUUGUAGCAUUUAUAGUAUUUAUUUGUAAUAAAACAUUGAUAACAUUUAAA